Messenger RNA from Cynara cardunculus var. scolymus (artichoke), 3017 nucleotides. Its product is annotated as putative late blight resistance protein homolog R1A-10. Gene Ontology annotation, biological process: defense response to other organism. Lineage: Eukaryota; Viridiplantae; Streptophyta; Magnoliopsida; Asterales; Asteraceae. The transcript is spliced from 3 exons. Bases 1 to 2844 code for a protein of 947 amino acids. The record is from RefSeq and is a predicted model, not a curated record. Gene Ontology annotation, molecular function: ADP binding.
AUGAUUGUUGCUACAAAUCGGCUCUUGAAGCGCCUUGAGCGGCUUCGUAAUAAAGCCGAUCGUAUGGUAAUGGGUGAUUCAGUAGGCUAUGAGUAUGCUCCUCUAAUUGCAUCUUCAUCCUUCAAACGUCUCUGCAAGAAAGCAAUGUCCGUAUGUAUAAUUGACCCCUUAUGGAGAAUUGUGCACCUUUCAGCUCCUGAAUUGAUCGCAUUUCUUCUAGAAGAAAAAGGGUAUGCGUCUUUAAAUGUUUAUUGGUUGAAGUCUUUACCUAAGCUCCUUCAUGAGCUUCAGACUGUUGUAACUGGUCUAGAAGACAGCAGAAAAUGGGGGAUUUUGGAUAGGUAUAUGUGGGAUGAGGUGAAUAAAGAUGAAGAAGUGAAGGGUAUGUUAGAAAAGAUUAAAGGUACAUUAGCUGAUUACUUUCCUGUUCUCAUUAAUGAAGCUCCAAGAGUCUGUGGUGCAAUAGAGGAAUUGGGAACAGUGAUUGAUGUAAUGUUAAUACUUUGUUGUGAGUUUAUAGACUCAGAUGAGGAAUUUGUUGUGUUUGAUGUUAUAUCAAGAAGAAUACUUGAGUCUGGAUUUACACAGAGACAACUUGAAUUACUCUCAUUGGCAGGCAGAUUACCAUUGAAACGGAACAUAGGUGCAGAAGAAGCUGUGGUAGGGUUUGAGGAUGAUACAAUAAAGCUACUAGAGAGGCUUACCGGAUCUUCAAAGAAGCUUGAGGUUGUCCCAAUUGUAGGCAUGGCAGGGCUGGGUAAAACUACCUUGGCCCAAAGAAUAUAUGGGGAUCCUUAUAUAGUCUAUUUCUUUGAUAUUCGUUCCUGGGCUUGUGUUUCUCAAGAAUAUGUUAAGAGGGAUCUUUUACUCGAUUUGAGUUCUACUCUUCAGCUUAGGAACAGAACCUAUAGCAUGAGUGAUGAGCAGUUAGGUGAGCAAAUCUACAGAGGAUUGAAGGGUCAAAAAUAUCUGGUGGUGUUGGAUGAUAUUUGGGAUAAUAGAGCCUGGAAGGAUUUGAAAAUAUAUUUUCCAGAUGACAGAAAUGGAAGUAGGAUACUGUUGACCAGCCGAAACAUAGAUCUGAAUUUGGAAGCAGCAACUGUUGUUCCACCUCAUAUGUUGCGCCUUCGAACAGCACGUGAAAGUUGGCGUAUAUUACAAAUGAUGGUUUUCAAAAAUGGAAUGUGCCCUUGGAGAUUAUAUGAUGUUGGGAAGCAGAUAUCUAGCAAAUGUUGGGGCUUGCCUCUUGCGGUUUCUAUAACUGCAGGACUUCUCAGAAGCAGGUGGACAAGAGCCUCUUGGAAGGAUGUUGCUGAAAGUCUAAGUAAUUACAUUGUCAGUGACCCACACCAGUACAUGGAUACUCUAGCUUUAAGUUACAACCAUUUACCUCCACAUUUAAGACCAUGCUUUCUCUAUCUAGGAAAAUUUCCUGGAGAUUGUGAUAUCCCAGUGAAUAAACUGAUUUGGUUAUGGGUUGCUGAGGGAUUCAUAGAUCAAAUUGGGAGUAGAACUUUGGAGGACAUGGCAGAGGGUUACUUGAUGGAUUUACUCCAGAGAAGUCUGGUAAUGGUUUCCAAGAAAGGGACUGAUGGACAAAUCAAAGCAUGUCAUGUCCAUGACCUAUUGCGCAGUUUUUGCUCAUGGAAAGCAAAUGAAGAGAGGUUUUCUCCUAUAAUAUACAGGUAUGGCCGUGUGUCUUCAGCAUUUUCUCCUGCUGCAGCUGCAGAAAGUAAAACAUAUCCAUCACAUGGCAGGUCCUUAGAACAUUCUACCCAACAUGUUAACUUCAUUUUCUGUUGUCCCAUAGAAUUGGGUGAAUCUUUUCAAGUGGGUAAACCUUUUGACUAUGAGACAUACAAAUUUCUUAGGAUAUUGGAUAUCGAGUCCAUCUCUAUUUUCUCAUUUCCUAGGGAAGUAACAAAACUAGUUGAUUUGAGAUAUCUAGCCAUUCAAGCUGAAGAUGGGAAUCCCCCGGCAUCAAUAUCCAACCUCAUACACCUACAAACCCUCAUCAUAUCAUCAAGUAGGAAUAUUGUUGUGCCUAGAAGUACAUGGGAUCUGGGACAUCUUAGACAUCUUUAUAUCAAGUCAGGGGAAAAUCUCAUUGAAGAUGUUUCUUCUAACAAAUUCCCAGGAAAUGAUUGCUAUGACCGGGUAUUAGACGGUCUACAGACUAUUUCAGCUGUUUGCCCUUCACCUUCGUGCCUAGAUAUUCUUUCCAGAACUACCAAUCUUAGGAAGCUUGGUUUUUGUGGACCUUUAGUGUCGACUUUAGGGGUCUUGGAGUUUCCAAAUAUAUGCUAUUUGAACUGCCUUCAAAGGUUGAAGUUAUCAAAUACGAAGAUCUAUCAUGCAGCAGUGAAGUCAUGCAGUCCUCUUAUGUUUCCUGAAACGCUUACGAGACUAACCUUAUCAGAUACUGCCCUGGACUGGAACGAGGUUCGGACAAUUGGGUUGCUACCAAAACUUGAAGUUUUAAAAUUGAAUGUUAAUGCCUGCAUCGGACAAAGAUGGGAAACAAGUGACAAGGGCUUUGCAAACCUCAAGCUCUUGAAAUUACAAGACUUGGAUAUUGUAAAUUGGGAAACUUCAAGUGCUCACUUUCCAAGACUUCAACGGUUGGUUGUGCGUUGUUGUUUAAGACUUGAAGGGAUUCCAACUAGUAUUGGUGAAAUCUUACCACUAGAAUUGAUUGAGGUAAGUUGGUGUGGCGAAUCUACCUCUCAAUCUGCAAGAACUAUUCAGAAAGAACAAGAGAGAAACGGAAACGAUUUCCUAAAAGUCAUUACUUGGGUGCACAGAGAUCUGCAACGAAAGAGGAAAAGACGAAGUUAUGAAUGAUUAUUAUCUCCCCUCUUCACUAUCAACUCAAUGGAGAUUGCAUCAAGUUAUGAUUUGAAGGAUACAGGUGAGAAGACUCGAGGUGGGUCAGGAAAGUGAUACGAGUCAUGAUCCGUUGUAUCAACGGAAGACAUCAAUCCUUAUUUUGUAAAAUCUUUUGCUAUUGUAAUUUU